UUAUCGGCCCGCGAUCCGGAGCAGUCUUCUUCUUGUAAACAGCAGUGCAGUUUGGGCGGCAGAGAAGAGAGAUCGCUUUACUACGGGUUGCUUUUCUCGGCGAUCGCGCUGUUCUGUCAACUCCCCAAUAACAUAAUCUAGUGCUUCAACAUCUGAAGACUCGGAUCUUGCUCAUAGAAGAAAAACUCUAGAGGAAGAGGAUAUGGCAGAUGGAAGCCUCCUUCGAAGCCCAGAUGGCAAACUACAGAUCAGUGGCAGUGAACCUAUAUCCACUCUCUCUGUUGAAGGAUCAGAACCAGUGCUUGGCUGCCUAGUAAAUAUCCCAAAAGAUGCAAAUAAGCUGAGAGAAGCUCUUGGUAUUGAUAGCAAUAUUCAUCAUUUUGCAUUUGCAUGUACGACCCCUGCCUUUCGUGAAUCAUCCAGUGAUAUCCGUGUGGUUGUGUGCCGAGGUUACACUCACCAUGGUGACAAGCGGUUUACUAUCAAGGCCCACCCAAAGCAUUUGGUGUCACCGCAGUCUUCAUCACAGCAAGACAUUAUCUGGCAAUUGAUACCCUGCCAGGACCCACUAAAGGGCUCUCGCAUGAGGAAACUCUUGAAAGGAAUUGAAGUUAGCAAUAUGGAGGAGCCAUUUGAAAUCUGUAAAGGCCAGAGGGAGUUAUGUGGCAUUGGAGAAAAAGAUAAAAGGCUUGUUUUUCAACCAUUCAAGGUCAUGCUAACUGAUGAUGAAUCUUUUUGUCUGGGAAGAGAAAGCUUCAGUCUUCUCCAGCCUGCAGGGCCAUUGUUAGAUAAGGAAAACAAAAAUGUCUUGGGGUUUUAUUGGAGUAGAGAAAACAAAUUGGUUCUAUCAUUCCUGCAACGAGGGCAAGUUGUGGUUGAGAUUGCUGAUGAGAUCAUUGUCACAGAUAGUGUGGCUGUCCAGAAUAGUGCACCCAGCAGAAAUGGAACAACAGUUUCAGGAGGCCAAAGUGUGCCAGAAGCGAUCAAGACAGUCCCAGCCAAGCCAAAGCUAUCAUUGCAGGAUAUUGAACUGAAUCUUUACAGAAACCAUCAUGACAGCAGUGUUGACGAGCAAAAGAAAGUAACACCAGGAGACCCAUUGUCUAGUUUGUGGGAGAAGGACCCAAGUUUCCGAGACCACCUUGCCACCUGUCUGGAUAGAGCCUACAAGAUCAGAAAAUGUGUCCAGGGCUGGCCUGCUCUAGCUACUGAAGCGAAAGUCUCCAAGGAAGAAUGUGAGAAGUUCUCUUCUAAUGAGACAGGCAGUGCCUCAGAGAGGAUGUUCCGGUACAUUGAGGCUGCAAAACCUCGUCUCGGUCUUGAUAAUCUGCAGACAGCUUUCAAGAAGAGUGGCCAGGAAGAGUUGCAUAAGAUGCUCAGUGACUACAUUAGUGCGGGUCAUCUGAGGAAAGUCAAAUUUGUGUCCGAGCUUGCUGCAUAUGCACCAGAAAUCCUUGGCCAGAUAAUGUUGCGAAUUGACCGUGACAACUGCUGGCGUACCGUGGCCACGCAACUCGACAUCCCUCAACGUGUGUUUGAACAGUUCGACAACAAGAUGAAGGACAACCCAACCCGUCAGCUACUGCACUUGGUCCACACCCAUGACACCAGGUUGACGGUGGAGGAUCUCAAGACCAAGUUGAUGAGUAUCGAGCGUGAGGAUGUUGUGGAGGAUAUGCAGGGGGUGCCUGCCAAGAUUGGAAUCGAUGCACUGUUGAGCCAUUUCACGGUCACCGAAGGCAUUGAGCGCAAGCUGAACCGUGAAGACGCCUUCCUGCAGAACUGGCGCCAACUCGCUAAACUCUACUUGGAGGCUCAAAUGAUAUCCGACGAAGACUUCAGGGGGCUUCAGCCGGAACGUGAGGCACGCAGUCCUGCAACAGAACUCAUAAGUCAUAUCAUCAGCUCGCAGAAGCCCGAGCCGACAGUUGGGGAUCUUGUCGUGUAUUUCGCCCGCAUGCGCCGGGUCGACUGCCUGGAUAUUCUUGCCAGCUAUCUCAAACGGGGAUGGCGGGACGUGAGUGAUAUCCUCAACAAGAACCCUGCGCUCGGAUACAGGAGAACGAUUAGCGUUCAUUAAUAACCCACACAAAAGAAGCAACAGAAUUUGACAAGUGGAGGGAUGUCACCGAACACCGAAUACAGUGAACGAUAAUUCUGUUUAAUGUGCUACUCAGCGCAACGUCUAAACGAGGUCGUCUAAGUUGUCCAUAGGGACGAAAUAUUCUUUGAGAGUUGUGGAUGGGUACACCUUGCUAAGGAAAGUAGCACUAGCACAGUUAUGAAAUAUCGGUUAUUAGAAUUUCUUUAGCGGUUUUAGAAAUGAUGUAGCGGGUUCAAUUAUGGAGUCAACAUUCAUACAUUCAAUCAUGUUAUUGUAGAUGUGAAUACAAUAAGUGCUAGAGAAAUUUUAGUGUUGUGUCGAUGAAAGCAUGUGCCAAAACAGUGCAUGUUUUCAUUUUCAUCUCACUUUUAGCCAAUGUUUACUUAAGAAACUUCUAUUACAAAGUUGAUAGCGAUGACAAAUACAUGCAUUACCUUCUAUAUCGUGGGAUGGAUGUUUUUAGCACGAAAAAGUAAUGGUGUUAAACUUUGGUUUUAUUUUUUAAAUAAGAGUAAUAUGUUUGCAGUUACAACUGCAAAAAUUAACUUGUUCUUAAUUCCUUUAUUAGUUUUACUGUUGACUGGAGCUCUUACUAAUUUUAGAUAGUUUUUAAUUUUCGAACUCGUUUUCUUCUGUGUGGUUCUACCUACCAUGUCAGGGAAAACGUGAAACUGAAAUUUUAACUUAUAUUUAAGUGACCUUUUAGAGGAGUAAAUAUGAUAGUCAUGACUUAGUAGCGCCAAUAUUUUUACUGGCAUAAAAACUAUGUGAACGGCAAAGCAUCCUUUUCCAUUGAUUUCCCUAUACUGUACUCUAAAUUAAAAGUUCAGCUUUUAUUUAGAAUGAAAUGGGUGACCAGUGUUAUGCUAGAAGUUUCCCUGAAUUUUUUAUAAAUUUUGUCCUUGAUGGAGGUGGCUGCUUUGAGUGAUGUUAGAUAUUUUUUUUUUCUUUUAAUUUGCCAUACUGUGUAAGUCUUGUUUACCAUGGCCAUGUUAGACAACGUAAUAUAAAUGAAUAAAAUAUCUCUCCUCUCAA
Molecule: messenger RNA, 3139 nt
Organism: Nematostella vectensis (starlet sea anemone)
Lineage: Eukaryota; Metazoa; Cnidaria; Anthozoa; Actiniaria; Edwardsiidae
Exons: 9
Coding region: 203-2080 (625 amino acids)
Biological process (GO): MyD88-dependent toll-like receptor signaling pathway; positive regulation of canonical NF-kappaB signal transduction
Molecular function (GO): TIR domain binding
Source: RefSeq, a predicted model, not a curated record